AAAAAAAAAAAGAACACACACACACACACACAAAGGUUAAAAGAAGAAGAAGAAGAAGAAGAAGAAAAUGAAGCCUUUAGAAAUGUCUGCAGAGUCAUGCGGAUUGGAGAAAGAAAAAGCUUGUGUGGGAUGGGUUAUGGAGUACUUCAAGGACUGUCUCUGCAGCCUCAGAGAUGAAAUAUCAUUUGGUUUCGGAAUAGCAAGUCUUAUUUGUUGGGGUGUGGCUGAAAUCCCUCAGAUCAUUACCAACUUCAACAACAAAUCCGCUGAUGGCGUCUCUCUCGCCUUCAUCUCCACUUGGAUUGUUGGUGACAUAUUCAAUCUCAUUGGUUGUAUUCUGGAGCCAGCUACGGUACGCUGUUAAUUUUCUCAUUUGCUCCUUUAUAUGUUCUCUUCUGGUCAUGGUAAUCCUCAAUAGUUUCUGGAUUAAUUGUCAUAUCUUUCAUAACAUUAUUAUCUGAAAAAUAAAAGAUCAUCAAACAACAAAUAAAAUUCCACUGCUUCAGAUAAGCUAGCAUUUCAACUUGACUAAAUGAAAACUCGCUCGGUAAUUGACAGAAAAUAUGGCUUACUUAUGUUUGUUUGGUUUUCUUGAUGGUUUUUUAAAAUUAAUUUAUUAUUAACUAUCCCAUCCCAGCAUAUCUUUUUAUAUUUUCAAUAUAUUUAUUUACAUUCUCAAUACAAAAAACACCUAAAAACGCACUAAAAAAACAAAACAAACAUUAUGUUACGUACGUUGGAUCAAUAUUUAUUUUGUUUAUGGUCAUGGGCUGUAAUUUUCUGACAAUGUGGUUUUCUGUUUUGGCAGUUACCCACUCAGUAUUAUACUGCACUGGUAAAUCUCAUCUUAAAGACUUAAUUAAACCCCUUGUAUACACAUUUUCAUGUUAAUUAAUGUUCACCUUUCCUUUUUCAAGUAAAUUAAAUAGUACUCCAUUCUUCUGAAAUGAACAUCUUUUGGUCAUACUAUUUUAAUACAAAAUCUGAUAAUAUUUUGAAAUGGUGAAAUAAUUUUAUUAUUAUGAUUAUAAUUGUGCAGUUAUACACUACCACCACAAUAGUACUGGCACUCCAAUGCUUAUACUACGAUCAUUUUCUUCCAUUAUGGAAUCGCAACGACUCCGAAACGAUUAAGGAGAAUGAUGAGAGGACUACUUUGACAAAAAAAUUGAAUGGAAAUGGAUCAAAAUUAAAUGUCCCGAUUGAGGUACCUCGUCGGAAAGAAUUCCACUUCAUAUCAGCAAGAUCAUUGGCUGGAAGUGAUAAUUCUCCAUAUCAAUCGUCUUACAUGAAGCCAAAGAGCGGUCCUCCUGUCCUUGACCACUUAAGUGAGUCAUCUUCCGACGAUGAAAACGACACCGCCGCUGCCUUACCAGCGGUGUUAUCCUACCCUAAACCACUGAGUCAGCCUCGUCCAAUUCCACGUCCGGCGGGAUAUGGGACCUUUCUUGCUGUAUCGGCCUAUAUUCCUCGGGUAACUAAGGGUUAUGAUAUUCCAUUGAUGUACAUGGGAAGGAAGCUACUUUUGCAGGAACAAGACUUGCAUAGCAGCAAUGAGGCAUAUGGACAAUGGCUUGGAUGGUUAAUGGCUGCCAUUUACAUGGGAGGACGAUUACCCCAGAUUUGGCUCAAUAUUAAAAGAGGAAGCGUGGAGGGACUGAGCCCUUUGAUGUUCAUUUUUGCGCUCAUUGCUAAUGCCACUUAUGUUGGAAGUAUUCUGGUGAGAAGCACAGAACGGGAGAAGAUAAAAGCUAAUAUGCCUUGGUUGCUGGAUGCCCUAGUCUGCGUGGUCCUCGAUCUUUUUAUUAUACUUCAAUAUAUCUUCUACCGUUACAUUAAGCGGCGUAAGUGCAGGCAGAGAGAUUCGAAGAAUACAACCAAGGUCACGGCGAAGCACACACUAUAAAACCUCUAAUUAAUUUGUGAUUGAUGAUACAUAUUGGUCCCUUAAUACUAUCUCCAUUUGCUUCCUGUAACAAUUUUGUUUUCCUAGGCUAGAUAUUGGAUUUUCUAGAAUGUCGCAGUAAACAUGUGUUUGUAUCAAUUUGAUGAUAAUAAUUAUGAUCAUAUAUAUAUCCAAUAAAAAAUGAAAAUUAAGAGGUCAAAUUUUGG
This is a messenger RNA of Oldenlandia corymbosa var. corymbosa, 2112 nucleotides long. NCBI's taxonomy places the organism in Eukaryota, Viridiplantae, Streptophyta, Magnoliopsida, Gentianales, Rubiaceae. The record is from the annotation of a GenBank genome assembly.